Phycomyces blakesleeanus NRRL 1555(-) is the source of this 546-nucleotide messenger RNA. RefSeq lists its product as hypothetical. NCBI's taxonomy places the organism in Eukaryota, Fungi, Mucoromycota, Mucoromycetes, Mucorales, Phycomycetaceae. The record is from RefSeq and is a predicted model, not a curated record. Gene Ontology annotation, cellular component: mitochondrion. Gene Ontology annotation, biological process: intrinsic apoptotic signaling pathway. Bases 1 to 546 code for a protein of 181 amino acids. The transcript has 5 exons.
AUGAAGGCAAUUGUGCAUUCACUACAGAAAGCUGCAUUGGCAAUUCCAAUGCGUUCUGGGGUGAUUACCCGAACCAUGUCUUCUUGCCCUGAAAAGAAGCACGAUUGGAUGUUAAGACCUGUUGAAGCAGAUAUGAUUGGUACUCCUGACCCAGUGUCUAACCUACGACCUGUAAAGUACUAUAUUCCUCAGAAUGAAUCUGAACAAGAUAAAGAGUGGCGUUUGAUCCAGCAAAGUGCAGAUGAAUUCAAUCAGAACUUUUGGACUACAAAUAAUGCAAUGUUUGUUCAUGCAAAGGCAGAGUAUGAAAGUCAAUUGAAUGCAAGAGGCAAAGAGGUCACUCCAGAAGAAUUGUCUAUAUUCUACAAGGAUUUUCUCAACAAAGCCUACCAAAGACAAAUGGAAUACAACCGCCAAUGGUGGAAGAUUAACAUCGGUUUAAUUUACCCUGGAUUCAAGGCUGCGAUCCGGUCUCUCAGCAAGACUAGUUCUCAAAAAUCUGUGGAGCGAAAGGGCACUGGAUUUUGGGAAAAGAGCUUUGAUUGA